UUCAAGUUAGCUGUUCUGUCAGUUCUUUGUUCUCCAGUGGUAACGGUCGAACAUUGUCAGCGUUUUCACUUUCUUGUUUGGUCUGUCUCAUUCGUCUUUGGCAGUUACCAGUAAAGACAAGUUAUUACGUCAAUUUGUUCGAUUCUGCCGGUGUUUAUAAUUUCCAUUUAUAUAUCUUUGAUAAGAAUCAUAAAAUACAAUGGAUCAAGAUGAUUGGGGUCAGCCUAUAUGCUCUUCGAGUACACAAGAUUUAUCUAGUUUCGAAGAAAGUGGACGUAGUUAUGGAAAAGGACGUGGAUUUAUAGUACAGAAUAAUAAUAACGAUGAUUGGGACUCAAAUAACAAAAAUUUCAAUGGCAGAAGCAAUAAUGACGAUAACUUUGACAGUGAACAUAAUUGGCAAUCUCAAAGUAGCAGUAAUUUUGAAGGUGGUGGUAGAGGAGGAGGAGGUAGAGGUGGUAGAGGAGGUGGUCGAGGUAGAGGAGGAGGAAAUCGUGGUAGAGGUGGAGGAGGAGGUCGUGGUGGAUUUCGAAAUAAGGGUGAUGAUGAUGGAAACAAUGAUUAUAAAAAGUAUGAGAAUUAUGAGGAUGAUGACAACGAUCAUAACAAUAGAGGUAAUAGACGGAAAGGACCAUCUUACGGAGAAGACGGCAAUGAUGACGAAGAACCUCAGAAACCUAAAGAGAUCUAUAUUCCACCUGAUUUACCUGAUGAUGAAAAUACUUUAUUUGAAAAUGGUGUUGCAAUGGGCAUUAAUUUUGAUAAAUACGAUAAUAUUGAAGUUAAAGUUAGCGGAGAAAAUGUACCUCCUCCAAUAGACAGUUUUGAAUCCGCUGGGCUGAGAAAUAUUAUUUUAGAAAAUAUAAGAAAAUCAGGAUAUACAAGACCUACUCCAGUUCAAAAACAUGCUUUACCCAUCAUAAUGAGUGGUCGUGAUUUAAUGGCGUGUGCACAAACAGGUUCAGGAAAAACUGCUGCAUUUGCAGUGCCCAUUAUAAACACAUUAUUAGAAAAGCCCACUGAUUUAGUUGUGACUGGGUCACAUUGUGAACCACAAGUGAUCAUAGUAUCGCCUACUCGUGAGCUUACUAUUCAAAUAUGGCAACAAAUUGUUAAAUUUGCAUUGAAGUCAAUUAUAAAAACUGUAGUUGCAUAUGGUGGAACAUCUGUUAUUCAUCAAGGAGGAAAACUUUCUGCAGGUUGUCAUAUACUCGUAGCCACACCUGGCAGGCUAAUAGAUUUCCUGGACAGGGGCAGAAUAAAAUUCAAUUCUGUUCGAUUUCUUGUAUUAGAUGAAGCAGAUCGUAUGUUAGAUAUGGGAUUUUUACCUUGCAUCGAAAAAAUUGUAGAUCACGAAACUAUGGUUCCUCUCGAAGAAAGACAAACGUUAAUGUUUUCUGCUACUUUCCCAGAUGAAGUGCAACAUUUAGCAAGAAGAUUUCUGAAUAAUUAUUUAUUCCUCGCAGUCGGUAUUGUGGGUGGUGCAUGUUCAGACGUAGAACAAAACUUUUAUGAAGUUCCCAAAAAUAAAAAGAAAGAUAUGCUUCGAGAGGUUUUAGAAAGAGAAAAUGAUGCAGGUACAUUGAGUGGUACUUUGGUGUUUGUUGAAAUGAAAAGGAAAGCAGAUUUUAUUGCUGCAUUUUUAUCUGAAAAUAAUUAUCCUACUACCAGUAUUCACGGCGACAGAUUACAAAGGCAAAGAGAAGAAGCAUUAGCUGAUUUCAAAAGCGGAAGAAUGUCUAUCUUAGUAGCUACGGCUGUUGCUGCCAGAGGUUUAGACAUAAAAAAUGUAUCUCAUGUUAUAAACUAUGACAUGCCAAAAGGAAUUGACGAGUAUGUUCAUCGAAUUGGAAGGACAGGUCGUGUCGGAAAUCGAGGAAGAGCAACUUCUUUCUUUGAUCCAGAGGAUGAUGCACCAUUACGAGGCGACCUUGUCAGAAUAUUGAAACAAGCAGGUCAACCUGUUCCAGACUGGCUAACUUGCGGAAAUGCUAGUAGAAACUUCAUGCCUGGUAGAGGAGACAAAUUCGGUGGACAAGACAUUCGAGGUUUUCAAGAAGAAGCAACGGGAGAACCAUAUGGUGAAGAAGCAUUUGUCCCUGCAGUGUCAGCUGAACCAGACGAAGCAUGGUAGAAAACUUUGUUCCUUCAGUUUUUUUAUAUCGUUUUAUUAAAAAAUGGUAAUAAGCUUUGUUUCUUUUCGUACUAAGUCAGAGGUACUGAAUCGUUUCAUUAAAUUUUCUUAUAUUUAACGUUGAUGUAUGAUAUCGAAAUCCAUGGAAGUUGACCUAUUAUUUUUUUAGUCGAUUUUUUUUUUGUUGAUUACACAAUACGCGUUUAAGCGAAACGUAGACUGUAUCACCGUACCUCUUUAGAUAUAAGUUUAAACACGUAAGAUAACAAUGUUACCGUCGUUGGUGAGAACACAUUAACUUUAAGACAUGACAAAUAAUUUGUGAAAACCGUUCCACUUGUAUCCGAAGAUACAGGUCGCUGUACUUUAUCGAUCGUACAAACGUUAGUUUUUAAGAAGAAAGUUAAAAAAUCGAGAUAAAGUCGAAAAUACCGUAUUUUAUUUUAUAAAUAAACUUUAUUUUAUACGUUUCAUUUUAUAAUAAAAUGCUA
Molecule: messenger RNA, 2625 nt
Organism: Megachile rotundata (alfalfa leafcutting bee)
Lineage: Eukaryota; Metazoa; Arthropoda; Insecta; Hymenoptera; Megachilidae
Gene: vas
Product: ATP-dependent RNA helicase vasa
Molecular function (GO): nucleic acid binding; RNA helicase activity; ATP binding
Source: RefSeq, a predicted model, not a curated record